Molecule: messenger RNA, 2029 nt
Organism: Marchantia polymorpha subsp. ruderalis
Lineage: Eukaryota; Viridiplantae; Streptophyta; Marchantiopsida; Marchantiales; Marchantiaceae
Source: the annotation of a GenBank genome assembly
CCGAGUAAAAGGCCCGAGGGAGGACUGGAAGGAAGGCCUCGCAGUAUUUACGACCUUCCCGCAGAGGGACUCCGAUUUAUUUUCACGCAAGCGAGAGAACAUGUCACUGAUUUGCAGAUCGUCGUCGUCGCGGCGGGCAUGGCAGAGGUUGGGGGUGCUGAUCGUCGAUCGAGGACGAUCGAGUAUCGCGCCUCACGUAGCUCCCAGCAGUAAAUUGCUCGCACGAAAUUGGGUCGAACCAGGACCACCACCACGACAUAGCGGUCACGGAGACCGCUCGGGAUUUCUCCUGACGGGACGGCAGAUUUCAUACGGCCCCCUCGCAGGAGGAGGCACGAGGUGGCAUCGAAGCUACUCGAGCGAGGCGUCUUCGGCUCGGCGAGAUGAAGAAGCUCAGAAUGACGAUAAGCACGAGCUGGUCCGAUCUCAAUACUGGGGGAUCGUCCCCAAGAAGUUCACCAGGGACGACGGCAGCCCUUGGCCUUGGAACUGCUUCAGGCCGACGGAGACGCAUCCGACGGAUGUUACGAUCGACGUGGACAAGCAUUAUAAGCCGACGAGCUUUGGUGACAAAUUCGCUCACAUUCUCGUCGGGAAAAUCCUCACCCCAAUGUCGGAGGCGUUUUUCCAGGAACGAUGGGGCUGCCACGCGGUGCUGCUGGAGACGGUGGCGGCCAUCCCGGGAAUGGUCGGGGGGAUGCUGCUGCACCUGCGCUCGCUGCGCCGGUUCGAGCACAGCGGCGGCUGGAUCAAGGCGCUGCUGGAGGAGGCGGAGAACGAGCGCAUGCAUCUGAUGACGUUCAUGGAGAUCUGCGAGCCGCGGUGGUACGAGCGCGCGCUGGUGAUCGUCGUGCAGGGCGUCUUCUUCAACGCCUACAUGGCGCUCUACCUGCUGUCGCCGCAGCUGGCGCACCGCCUCGCCGGCUACCUGGAGGAGGUUGCCGUCCACUCCUACACGCGCUACCUGGCCGCCGUCGACCGCGGUGAAAUCGAGAACGUUCCCGCCCCGGCCAUCGCCAUCGACUACUGGCGCCUCCCCCCGGACGCCCGCCUCCGCGACGUCAUCAUCGUCGUGCGCGCCGACGAAGCCCACCACCGCGAUGUCCAGCACUUCGCCGCGGAUAUACGCAAGCAAGGCAAGCAGCUGCACGAACACCCGGCGCCGGUGGGAUACCAGUGACUCCAGUGAUUGCUUCCUCGAUUCGACUCGACUCGACACCAAAAACAUUGUACAUGGCGCCGAAUGGCUCAAAGUCCCAUGAUUCCUCUCUGUGAAUGAGUGACUGAUGUUGUCAAACAUGCAUGAGCGCGUGAGUAUCAUCAUACGUAAGAAGAGGCUUCGUCGUAGCAAUUCAAACAGGUCAAUUCCACUUUCAGACUCUUAGAAUAGAUGUAGUGGUUCUUAACUGAAGUGAGGCCGAGAGUGGCUGGCUGGCUGGGUGCUUGCGUGCGUGCGUAUUACAGCGGGUUUGUGUUCUGCGGCGAUCCUGUGAACGCUUUCACGGCCACUUAUACUCUUACCUCCAAAAUUAACUCGUGCAUCCAUAUCCUCUCUUCCUUUGUUGCAGCAGUAUGGCUGCUCGUGCUGGCAAGACCAUAUCUUUUGCCAAAACGAGAAUUGUUCCAUAGUCCGAAGGACAAGUGACAAUUCUGAGACCACCGGAGUGCAAUGUAGACGUAGAAGCAAAUACGGGCUUGAGUUUUUCCUACACGUUCCGACGACCUUCUCGGGUCUCCAGAAGGAGACGAUUCUAUUUUCCGAAAUCGUUUUUUAUGACGAGCCGAAAUCUGCUUUUGCAGACAGUCUGCACAGAUUUUCCAGUUCACAUUCAUAUGACAAAAUAUCGUGUGGGGCACAGGAACCUUUGUUUCUGUCAUCGUCAUCCCAAACGACCGGCAGAGUACGGUAGAACGUGGGUACCUUUAAUAAGGUGUUAAUAUGGAACUAAAAAACCAAGUCAUUGUAAAUGUAGACCCUUCAUUGAUAUUAUAAUACCAAAUCGUUGGCACAAUAUUGGUAGAAUUGAAA